Messenger RNA from Podospora anserina S mat+, 1233 nucleotides. RefSeq lists its product as uncharacterized. NCBI's taxonomy places the organism in Eukaryota, Fungi, Ascomycota, Sordariomycetes, Sordariales, Podosporaceae. Gene Ontology annotation, molecular function: O-methyltransferase activity. The record is from RefSeq and is a predicted model, not a curated record. The transcript has 4 exons. Bases 1 to 1233 code for a protein of 410 amino acids.
AUGGCUUUACCCACCAAGCAAGAGGUCCAGGAUCUCGUCAAACAGCUGACUGAAGCUGCCAACGCCUAUGAUGAUUCCGCCAGUCUUGCCGGCCAUCUCGCCCGCACCGACAUUAUCGCAAGGGCGAAGGACCUCCAGCGUGCCUUGAUCACUGCCGAUCAGACACCUGCCUAUCAUGGCCUAAAUAUGGCCGAGUUGAUUGCUGCCCGCACCUUCAUCAAGAUUGGAGCUCUCAACGCCAUCCCCGAGACGGGAACCAUUUCCCUCCACGGUCUCUCCAAGGCCACCGGAGCCCAAGAAUCUCUCCUAGAGCGCGAUGCCCGUAUCCUCGUGGCCACUGGCUUUCUGCUCCAGCCUUCUGCCACCACCCUUGCCUACGCUCACAGCAAGUUCAGCCUCGUCUACCGCGCUGGCUCGCCGGCCGGUUACUUCUUCCUUGCCCUCUAUGACCAGUACCUCAAGCAUGCCUACAACUUUGACGACUAUCUCGAGGCGCACGGCCAGGUCUCUGCGGCCCGCGAACCCGAUGAUCCCCUCCACAACCCCUGCACCUGGAACGCAAAGCAGGAUGGUGUGUCUGUCUGGCAGAUCAUGGCUCAGAACCCGGAGAAGCUGGACCAGUUCCAAAAGGGAUUGGCCGGCAUUGAUGUUGCCGUCCCGCCCGUGGGUCAUUUUGACUUUUCAUUGUUGAAAAACAGCGACGAGGAGAAUGCUGCGGGGAUCAAGGAGCUGGUUGAUGUCGGGGGUGGCCAUGGAGUGGUGUUGUCCAAGAUUCUCGCUGCUCAUCCAGACUUGGGUGCCAGGAACACAGUGUUGCAGGAACGGAAGGACAUUUGUGCUCUGGCCGCUGAACAUCUGCCCGAGGGAGCAGUGGCGAUGGAACAUGAUUUUACAAAGGAACAGCCUGUGAAAGGAGCGAAGGGCUAUUUCUUCCGGAUGAUCAUGCACGACUAUUCCGACGCCGUUGCCUCAGGAAUUCUGAAGCAGAUCGUACCUGCCAUGAACAGCCAGUCCAGGGUCCUGGUCUGUGAUAUGAUCUUGCCGCAAAAGGUUGGCGAGGCCGACUUUGCAGCGGCCGUGAUGGAUCAUGCCGUUAUGACCAUGGGUGGCAAGGAAAGAACUGAGGAAGGCUUCAGAAAGAUCUUUGACGCUGCUGGACUGGAGUUGGUCAAGGUUUGGAGGGCCCCGGGCGUUCCCGGUGGUGUGGUUGAGGGAAGGCUGAGGGCUAACUGA